AUGGAGUCUGGCAGCAUCUUCCUGCUCCUGGGGCUCCUCAGCGUCUGGGCCGAGCUGCAGGCUGUAGCUGGCCAGGGAGAUAAACGUGACAUUUGCCGACUCCCGCCUGAGACGGGCCCUUGCAAGAUAUACAUCCCUCGCUUCUUCUACAACCCGGCCUCCAGGACGUGUGAAAGCUUCAUCUACGGGGGCUGCAAGGGCAACGGGAACAACUUUAAGACGAAGGCAGAGUGUGUGCGUGCCUGCAGGCCUCCUGAGAGACCCGGGGUUUGCCCCAAGACCACAGGCCCUGGCAUUUGCCUGCAUGGCUGCAACAGCGACUCUGACUGUAAAGAAGGACAGAAGUGCUGCUUUAAUGGCUGUGGCUACAUCUGCAUGGCGGUGGCUCCAUCAGGGUCUCCCUAACGCCCAUCUGCCAGGACCCUGGACUCCAGAGGGAACGAGCUGCCUCAGCCGCACUGACCAAUUGCCAAGAUCAGAUCAGCCAGAAGACAAAGUCCCGACCCCCAGGGACUCUCCCCA
Messenger RNA from Mauremys reevesii (Reeves's turtle), 522 nucleotides. RefSeq names its product chelonianin. Gene Ontology annotation, cellular component: extracellular region. The record is from RefSeq and is a predicted model, not a curated record. Gene Ontology annotation, molecular function: serine-type endopeptidase inhibitor activity. NCBI's taxonomy places the organism in Eukaryota, Metazoa, Chordata, Testudines, Geoemydidae. The transcript is spliced from 4 exons. Gene Ontology annotation, biological process: negative regulation of peptidase activity. Bases 1 to 405 code for a protein of 134 amino acids.